This is a messenger RNA of Brienomyrus brachyistius, 5401 nucleotides long. RefSeq names its product PWWP domain-containing DNA repair factor 3A. Lineage: Eukaryota; Metazoa; Chordata; Actinopteri; Osteoglossiformes; Mormyridae. The record is from RefSeq and is a predicted model, not a curated record. Bases 1531 to 5118 code for a protein of 1195 amino acids. Gene Ontology annotation, molecular function: DNA binding. The transcript has 16 exons.
UUUUACGAUCGUAAAUUCGCCGAUUAUUUUUUUGUAAAUAAUGAAUUUCUCGCCGUAUGUGACGGGAUCACAAUCGUAAAAAAAAAAUGCUGACAGCGUGGUUUGUUUGUUUUGGAUUUUCCAUGAUUUGAUUAGUUGUGAGUUUAUUGCAAACGACGGGAUAUUUUAAUAACAGUGUCGAGUACGUGAUUUUAACUUUUUAUUCUUUCAGCGCCUAGUUUUUCCCAUGCUCUGCUGUAUGCAGUGCUCAGUUUGUAAAUCAGAAGUUGCCUGAACGCGGAUGGGUGGGUGCAAGUUUCAUAAUGCGUGCAAAACACGGGGCGGAAAACGUGCUAUGUUUUUUUAAGAAUAAACCUUUAAAAAAGCACGUAAAAUUGCGUGAGAAUUGGACUGUAAAUGUGCUAUUACUUUUGUUAUUUUAGCAAGUGAGCAACCGGAAAAUAGUAGCCGGUGUUUUCGUUGCGAUCCUGUUAACUGGUGACAAGCGUAUUCCGAGUUAUCCUUGCACAUCCGUCAGGUUACUUAACAUUUACCUGCAAGUAUAUAUUUUUUCAUGAGGGAUGCAAUUUCGUAGUUUUAGCCGGCUACAUCACCUUUACAUCUACAUGCAUGUUUGUCAUAUUUUACAAACGUGCGUGAGAAGUCAUUUUCUUCAUUAGCGUACAUCUUUUAUUUUAUUUAUUUUGCUGCGUGAACGUGCUUGUCAACAGGAUCACCAUUUAAACCAUGACACCGGUCUUACGGUUUAAGUGGUGAUACUGUAACUGACACGCCAAUGUUUACUUAUCCUUGCAGAUGUGUGGUCAUGGUAGAUUCGUCAAUUUUGGAAAAGCGAAAAAAAUGUAAAUAUUCAGAAUUGUCCAUGCACAUACUUCAGGUUACUUGAAAAAUAUACUUACAGAGCGAUCUUUUUCAUUGGCUCUCCAAAACUGACGAGUCUGCUUCGCCUUCUGCAAAAAUAAGUGAAUGCAUGUUGGGUGGAUGCGCUUGUCACCAGUUAACAGGAUCACCAUAACACUGGCACGCAGACAGUCAAAAACAGAGGUCCGGGAAUGUUUUCCGCCAGGAUCUGGCACAAAUUAAACACUGGACGUAUGUUCUGUAAAUCUGCAAUAUAGAAAUUUGCAGUACUCCACUAUGGUUAAACGGAUAUUGGUAAUGUUAUUCAGCUGUGUUUGUGUUACUAAAUGUAACUGAUCCUGGGAAUGUGUGACACAGAACUGCCACCACAAGCUUCAUGCAACUCAUAGCUGAGAGUAUUUCACCAGCAUGCUAGGGUGGUCUUUUGUCCAAAUUGAUAAAGGGAAAGCGUCUGUAAAUCCCACCCCAAAGUACUGAAGUACCAAAAAAAUACCCCAACUGGUUUGUUUCUUUAGAUACUGGUUCUUUAAGUACUGAUACUCGACUGGAAGUCAAUGGAAAAGGGAAAGUACCAAACGUACGGUACCUGCCGUGGUGGACAAGCACCCUUGGUAGUUCUGUUGCUAUGAUGGGCGUGGCCGUGCAUGCCGCUGCUGUUAUUGACGAAAGAUGGAUGACAAGCUGUGCCUCUGCGAAUGGAAAGGGCAGCUGUGGCCGGCAAAGAUUCUAAGAUGUGCUGCCCAGAAAUCCAGGGGAAAGAAUGAAAUUGAGAUUGAAAUUCUGGGUGAAAAUGAAAGGUUGUGGGUCCAGCGGAGUAAAACGGUGCCCCUGACAGAGCGGAGGAUUGAGACGAUCGCUCAGCAGCUGGGACGCCGUGCUGCCAGAGAUCCGACGGAUGAGCUGAAGUACCGCAAGGCUCUGCGCUUGGCCCUGAACAUUUUUGCCAAACGCGAUGGUCAUUGUUCUCCUGAGAAGGAGCCACUCCAGCUGUCUUCGUCGCUUUGUGCCGUUUCUGCUCAGCCGCCAGAGUGGGAGGGUCCAAUUGGUGCUGGCCAGCCGGUGGCUUGCUCUUCGCCCUUGCAACCCGCGCCUGUCCCAGCAAAGGCCACAGGGAAACGCAGCAGGAGUGGCUGGUUGGACCCGCGUUGUUUACAGCUGCAAUCUGAUCAUGAAACCGAACUGGCGCCACCAUCGGAUCCCCAGCCGCUACCAGAAAAAAGGCCAAGAUGUGAGGGGAUUUUCAGAGAGUCCUGCACAGCCUCCGGGAGCAUGUCUGCUGAAAAUGGCCACGUGGCUCGUUGUGGCCCUGCAGUGCGAGCUGGCAGAGGGAGGCGGACGAGGGAGCAGAGCAGGAUGAGUGUGGGAGGCAGGGACAGCGAGCGGGACAGAAGGCAACAUGGCGAUGGUGAGGACGUGACACGGACUGCUGUUAUGGCGUCGCUGAAGGGCCAGGCUGGGGUCAGAGGCGGGGUGAUUGUACCCAAAACACACGCUAGAAGGUACAGGACCUCUGGGAGAAGAGGAACCAUGCCCAGGGACCUGUACCUGGCUCCGGCCCGGGGCAUACUGGGAAACGAGCUUCUGGAUAAGGCUCCCCGACCUGUCCUCGGUUCUCAGGAGACCGUAUCCGAGUGUCUGGGUCCCCAUCCACCCAUUCUGGCUGCCCCUACUCUCCAAGCAGGGUCUGCCUCUGGCUUGCCUGAGCUGGACACUCAGUGGAGAGCAGGGACCCGGGGAUGUCGGCGCACCAGAUCAGCCGGUGAGGAGCGACAGUGCCUCGGGCUUUGCUCCAAAGUGGUGGUGGGCGGAGACAAAGCCAGGCCUGAGGGUACGCCGCGAAAGGCAGCUGCAAAGAUGGCGGCUGGAGACAAAGCCAGGCCUGGGGGUACGCCGCGAAAGGCAGCUGCAAAGAUGGCGGCUGGAGACAAAGCCAGGCCUGGGGGUACGCCGCGAAAGGCAGCUGCAAAGAUGGCGGCUGGAGACAAAGCCAGGCCUGGGGGUACGCCGCGAAAGGCAGCUGCAAAGAUGGCGGCUGGAGACAAAGCCAGGCCUGGGGGUACGCCGCAAAAGGCAGCUGAGAAGGUGGCAGGUGGAGUCAACAACAGGCCUAGGGGCAGGCCACAAAAGGCAGUGGCUGGAGACAAAGCUAGGCCUGGCGGCAGGCCACGAAAGGCAGCUGCAGGGAUGGCGGCUGGAGACAAAGCCCGGCUCAAGGGCAGGCCGCGAAAGGCAGUGGCGGUGGCAGCAGUUGGAGACAAAGCUAGGUCCAGGGGCAGGCCGCGAAAGGCAGCUGAGGAGCUGGCGGCUGGAGAUAAAGCCAGGCCCGGGGGCAGGCCGCAAAAGGCAGCUGCGGAGCUGGCGGCUGGAGACAAAGCCAGGCCUAGGGGCAGGCCGCAAAAGGCAGCUGAGGAGCUGGCGGCUGGAGACAAAGCCAGGCCUGGGGGCAGGCCGCAAAAGGCAGCUGAGGAGCUGGCGGCUGGAGACAAAGCCAGGCCUGGGGGCAGGCCGCAAAAGGCAGCUGAGGAGCUGGCGGCUGGAGACAAAGCCAGGCCCGGGGGCAGGCCGCAAAAGGCAGCUGAGGAGCUGGCGGCUGGAGACAAAGCCAGGCCUAGGGGCAGGCCGCAAAAGGCAGCUGAGGAGCUGGCGGCUGGAGAAAAAGCCAGGCCUGGGGGCAGGCCGCAAAAGGCAGCUGAGGAGCUGGCGGCUGGAGACAAAGCCAGGCCCGGGGGCAGGCCGCAAAAGGCAGCUGAGGAGCUGGCGGCUGGAGAAAAAGCCAGGCCUGGGGGCAGGCCGCAAAAGGCAGCUGAGGAGCUGGCGGCUGGAGACAAAGCCAGGCCUGGGGGCAGGCCGCGAAAGGCAGCUGUGGAGGUGGCAGCCAUGAACCCAGGAGGAGAAGAGACGGCUUUGCCCAGUCUGGACACUCUUCCAACGAUAAGGAGGGUACAGCUGGACAGUGGCUCUGCAGAGCCUCUAGAGGGCGCUGUGGGCUCUCCAACACCCUCACACAGCGAGGGGCUUGCAGGUGAGACCUCGUGGAUCUCUGACCUGUCUAUUGAGCUGAGUCUGCAGGAGGAUCCCAGCCCCCUGAAAUCCUCCCUGUUACAGGAUGAAGGGGACGAGCAGGAGGAUGAGGAGCUGCCCAGCUUUCUGCUGCAGACAGAUAAAAAAUCGAGUGCCAUCAAAGAGGGAAACUGUGUCUGGUGCAAAUACAGAUCUUAUCCCUACUGGCCAGCUGUAGUAAGUGCCGCAUGUCUGUCUGUCUGUCUGUCUGUCUGUCUGUCUGUCUGUCUGUCCUACAGACGUCCAUCCUCUAGCCGCUUAUCCCAGUCAGGAGACGUGCCGCAUGUCUGUCUGUCUUACAGCUGUCCAUGUGUGAAAGCUGUCAACCGCAAGAAGAAAAAAGCCAGCAUAAUCUUCAUCGACCCACUACUGUUUGAGACCCAGAGGGGCUUAAGUGUAGGCAUGAGAAGUAUUAAGCCUUUUGACUGUGAACUAAAAGAUCAGUUGGAGGCUGAAGCCAAAGCGGAAUACAGAGCCGUUAUCAGCUGGUGUCUGGAGCUGAUUCAGGACUAUCGCUUUCGCAUAGCUUGUGGCUCAUUUUCAGGUUCUUUUAUGGAGUACUUUGCAGAUGACAUCAGCUGCCCCGUUAGGAGGAUGUACGCACAGGGGGCCUCUGACGUGGCCUUCCCGAGCAAGCAGAUCAUGGAAGAGCAAGGCGAUCUGCUGGACAACGGGAGUGAGGACGGCACCAUGGAUCUCCAAAGCGAUCACCUUUUCAAGAAACUCCUGCCUGACCGCUCCAAGGCAGCACGCAACCUAGCCAAUGAGAAGCUGGUGCAGUUCAUUGUGGAGAAGCGUGCUGUGGAGAAACACCUUCAGGCCAUCAUCAGUGGUCAGGCAACAUCAAAGUGGCUGAUGGCCUUGCUGAAAACAAGCAGAACCGUGGACCUAUACAAGACCUACUUGGAGGAUGAGGACCAGGUUGACCAGGUCUACAGAUACCUGCAAGAUGUGUACAAAAAUGCGUCCCAGACUGCCCCCUGUCUUGCGAAGGUGGACAGUGUGCGGUUGAUCCUAGAUGUCCUCUUCCCAGAGGCUGUGGUCCAUGCGAUUGCGGGAGUUUUCAAGAUAUCUCUGGAAAAAGCGGAAGACAAGUAUCUAAAGGGACCUUCUCUGAGUGAAAGAGAAAGAGAAGCUUUUGACAGGGACAUAGAGGAGCAGAUGACAACACAGUCAGUCAGUCAGUGCCCUGCGUGAUGAGGAUUGAGAGGAAAAUACUGCUUUCGGUUUUUGCGGUUAUUCAGUGGGACCUCUCAGAAUAACUCUAAAUAGGAACCAUAAUGCCGCUUUCUUUUGGACUGCUCAACAAAACAUUUAUUCUGUGUAAUAAUUUUUGUUUUGAUACAGGAUUUGCUGUAAGAAUUUGUUUUUCUUCAAAAUAUGAAACAAGCUGAUGUAUUCUGAAUGUGUAAAAAGCUUUUGGUUUGUAAUAAUCAUGAACCACAAGUCACUGUUUUGUGAUGUGUGUGUGUGUGUAUAU